Messenger RNA from Cherax quadricarinatus, 3233 nucleotides. RefSeq names its product crustacyanin-A2 subunit. Gene Ontology annotation, biological process: response to reactive oxygen species; lipid metabolic process. Lineage: Eukaryota; Metazoa; Arthropoda; Malacostraca; Decapoda; Parastacidae. Gene Ontology annotation, cellular component: cytoplasm. Gene Ontology annotation, molecular function: pigment binding. The record is from RefSeq and is a predicted model, not a curated record.
UGUCCUGCAUAGCUCUCAGAGUGUCACGGGACUUCACUCCUGCCUCCACUCACCAUCUACUCUCCGUCUCCACCGUCACUAUUCUCGACUCUUGCAUACAUUUAAGACACACAGGAGAAUCUUAAAGAGGAUAAAGAAAUGCCAUUGAGUGUUUUAAGAGAGUGCUUGGCGUGUGUAGUGAUGGUGGUGAGUGUAUCAGAACCAGCACUGGCCUGGCUGGGCAUCCCAGAGUUCCUCGAGUUUGGAGACUGUGCUAAUGUUACACUCAAGACUGACUUCGACCCUGUCAAGUACGCGGGGCUGUGGUUCGACAUCGAGAGUGUACCCAAUGAGUACCAACACACCAAGCAGUGUAUCAUACAGUACUACACGUGGACAGGAACACACAUGGACGUGGCGACGAGGGGUCUUUCCGAGAAAGGAAAAAAAGUACAACAAGGAGCAGUCAUGCAUAAAGAAAUAGAGGCUACUGAUAAUCCUGACCCGGCCUAUAUGACAGUGGUGGCCAGUGGUGUCCCCGAAGCUCCAUAUCAGAUCGUGGCUACCGACUACAGAAGCUACUCCUGUGUGUAUUCCUGCAUUGAGUACUUCGGGUUUAGAGCAGAGUUCUCGUGGGUGUUUGGUCGGACGCCCACACUGCCGCCCACCACCAUCGCUAUCUGCCACCACGCCCUUACCACCAUGGGCGUUGACCCCGAGAAAAUGAACACUAUCUUACAGGGAGAGGAGUGUCCAUACUCUCAAAAACUGGAGACAAUGUUGGCUGAGAGUGAGCAGUACCUGUUGGAAAUUUUGGGACCAUAUGUGCCUACCACUACUACCUUACCACCAGUCAUGGCUAGCCAAGAUGUUGAAGGAGGAGUCCAGCAGCUAGCAAAACACCGUAAAGAUGAUGGAGCUAAGAGCCCUAACAACAGCAACAGCAGACACAGCAGCAGUGUCUCCCUCUUGCUAGCUACUUUCUUACUUACAAUACGACCUCUCUAUGGUUAGACUAACUCUCAGGGCAUUUGGAGUAAUGUGAGUGAGGUGUGGACAGACCUAUGGUACCUGUCGCCAUGCAUCCCUGAUCGUGCUACACAACUGUUGCAUAAUUAUCUUGUGUACGACCGCCACAAGAGUGAAGUUCGUGAUGUAACACGACAGCUUUUGACUCUGUUAGCUAUCAAAACUCGCAGAAUCAGCUUUGUGCCAAUAGAAGGACAGCUAGCAAGCAUCAUCUCUUCAGCCUUUUUCUCUGUAAAAAAUGUUUUUGCUAAUGAACACUUUCUGCAGGAACUGGAUGUAACAGGUGUUGACCUCAUUGAAGAUAUGAAUGUGCUGUUAGCAUUGCUGCCAUUAUGCUCUGAGCUCACUGUUCUCAAGCUGGGUGGCAACACAACAGCAGAUGUGUUGUGUGCAGCGAGGAACUGUCCUAUUACAGUUCUUCACAUAAGUGAACGACUUGUUUGGCAGCCUCGAGUUACAGAAGAUGACUUAAUAGAUAUCAUCAUAGGUUCUCGGAAUUACAACUUGGCAGAACUACUGAGCAAUGUCCAACAGGGAAAAUCAAUUCAUGAAAAUCCAUCUUGGCCACAGCUUUCUGAUUUUUCUUCUGGUUACUGCAAAGUGCAAUUAAGUUUUCUCCUUCUUAUUCUAGUAGUUUUUACUAAAUUACAUUCCUUAGCUAGUAAUUUAAUUCAACUGCAAGAUGUUCUCCAAGCCUUUCAUAACUUAAGAAGAGAAACUCCUAAUAUGCACAAAUUAUCUCUUAAAUCCAGUAGCUUGUAUUCUGGUGGAGGUUUUAUAGACACACUGGCAUGUGUUGCACCUGAUCUUGAAAAGCUAAAUUUGGUUGCCAUAAAAAAUUAUGUAAACACUAUUAUUAAAGACAUACAAAAGCUAUCCAUUAAAUUUUCAUUUCUGAGAGUGCUUGAUAUAGACUUGCAAUUCAUAAACCUAGCUGAGGUUCCUGCAGAGACUUUUACUGGUAUUGGAUGGCAGCUAACAACACUAAACAUUCAUGCUAACAACUUUCAUGAAGUAAGUCAACAAGAUAUAGCAUUACUGCUGCAGUCAUUUCCACUUCUUCAAGAUUUAGCCUUAGACUUCAAUAGAGAAUUGCGCUGUGAACACAGUGAUGCUCAGAAAAUGCCACAUUUUGAAAACGUAACAGUUUUCAAGUAUAAAAUAUUCCAACCAAGGCUACGAUCUUUACCUUGCAUUCUUAAAAUGUUUCCCAAACUUGAAAAACUUACUAUUAUUGGCAGACGCUUUUUAGACAAGCAAAAAAUUUUAAUGGAAACUCUGACUCAGUUGCAGGAAUUGAGAAUAUUGAAAGUAAUCAGACUUUUUAAUUUGGAUAAGGCAAGUCUGUGUGAGCUACCAAGGAUGACCAGUGAUAGGAGGCCAUGGGAGCUGUAUGCCUCUCCCAACAUCUUUGAACAGGAAGACAUAAAGAAAAUACAAAACUGUGGAUGGACAUACAUACCUAUGACUGAAUAUGAUUUGUUGUGAUAUUUAUGAUGAAAAUUUUUAAUUCUUGUUUGUAACAUAAUGGAUAUUAUUUAAAAUGUAUUAAUACAUAUACCUACAUGUUUAACAUUUUUGGAAGUACAUUAGCUGAUUAUUAUUGAAGUUUGAGAGAUUUGUUUUAUAAUUGCUUGGUAUUUUAGUCACUGAUGGUGGAUAUAUUAUGCCAUGUUUCUGUAUUGACUUUCAAGUCACUGUAAUAAGUAAACGUUACACAAAUAAACAGAUCUGUGUCUGGACAUAAUGCAUAAUUUUUUUUUACUGUACUGUACAUGGAUUUAAGCCUUUUUCUUUGUGUAUUAUUUUAGGUGAGUUUAGGUCAAAAUAUAUUUACUAGUUCUAACAGAAUACAACACAGAUGCAUUAUAAAAUACUCUAACUGAGGAAUAUAGUUUCUUUAUGUAAUUUAGGGCAGGAAAAACAUGGAAAAAAUCCUGUGUUACAGCAACCAAUGUUCUGACAAUGCAUAGUGCAGAGCCAUAGACUCUUAGUGCUUGCAGUUUUACCUAGAGUGCCAGUGCCUGGUGCCAUACUCAGUCAAAAGCACCAACAAUGUCCAGUGACAACAUUGCUGUUUAAAGUCUUAAAUUAUGUUUCAAAACUGAUGUUCUUUUAGAAGGAUGCAUUGUGACAUAAUUGUUAAAGUCUUCCUCUGUGCCUUCCCUAAUGAAAUAUAUUUAACACUGGCAAUAUUUGAGACUGCUAGUAAAUGUACAAAUUAC